GGGAAGCAUACCGAUCCAAAGAUGCAAUACAUUAGCUCUUAAUGCCGGUCUGAUACGUGCUGCUAUUACAGCAACAUCAACCAUCCUGGGGUGAGCAGGAGAGGGCUUUUGGUGCAAAUAGAUUAAAGAAGUGAUCAGAUUGUACAUCAACUUCAUUACAAACAAGAAAGUGUUGAAAGGCCAGCUUGGCAAAUUUCUUUUCAAAAAAAUGGCGUUAGGGAAAUACUCUAGGAUUGAUGACAAGAAAUCAUCGUCUUCUCAUUGUUCCACAGCAACUAUAGUGGUUUUGGUAGCCCUUUGCUUGGUUGGGGUGUGGAUGAUGACAUCGUUAUCUGUUGUACCGACAGACGAUGUGUCUUCCCAGGAGAGAAAUAGUGAACCGAUGACACAAGUGAGUGAGCGUAAUGAGAAUAGUUCAACUGAUGAAGGCAAAACAAAACCGUUUGAUGAUAAUCCAGGUAAUCUACCAGUCGGUGCAACUGAUAAGGACACUGCAGUUCAAGACGAAAAGGUUACAGGUAGCCAAGAUGCAACAACCACAGGAGAAACCCAAGUGGAGAUUGACGAUAAAUCUGUGGUGGAAGAGAAGAAAGAGGAACCCAAGUUUGAAGGCGAACCUAAGGGUGUGUUGGAUAAUGUUGAAGAGAAGAAGGAGAAUGAAGAAUUAAAAGGAGAGGAUAAAGAGUUUGAAGUAGGAGAGAAAACUGAACCCAAGUCUUUUGGAAAUGAUGCUGAAAUAAAACCAGAAGAAACCCCUACCGAUAUCAAAAAUAGUGGUGACAAGGAAAAUGGCAAAGCAGAAGAGAAGGUGGAUGAUACAAAGGACCAAGAAACUUAUGGUGUUAAUCUAAAUAAGAUUUCUCCUGUUCAAUCUCCAAUCCCAUCAGACGUUUCAAAAACAACCAAUGCUUUUGGUGACAAGGAAAAGGUAGAACCAGAGAUGACAGAGGAUAACAAGGACCACGAAGGUUCUGGUGAGAUAAAGGACAAAGUGAAUGAUCUGUUUCCUUCAGCAGCUCAGGCCGAACUUCUAAAUGAAACCAGAACACAAAAUGGAGCAUUUUCAACCCAGGCAAUAGAGUCAAAGAAUGAAAAAAUAGCAGAAAAGUCUUUUGAAUCAGAAAAAGGGAAAGGGUACAGUUGGAAAUUAUGCAAUGUAACAGCUGGCCCUGACUACAUCCCUUGCCUUGAUAAUCUGGAAGCAAUUAAGCACCUUAAGAGUACAAUGCAUUAUGAACACAGAGAAAGACACUGCCCAGUUGAUCCCCCCACUUGCCUCGUUCCCCUCCCAGAAGGAUACCAACGGCCAAUUAAGUGGCCUACAAGUAGGGAAAAGAUAUGGUACCACAAUGUUCCACACACCAAGCUUGCAGAGUAUAAGGGACAUCAGAAUUGGGUCAAAGCUAAUGGUGAAUACCUUACCUUCCCUGGUGGUGGAACCCAGUUUGUACACGGUGCUCUUCAUUAUAUUGAUUUUAUACAACAGUCUGUGCGUGACAUUACCUGGGGAAAACGCACGCGUGUUGUAUUAGACGUAGGGUGUGGUGUUGCAAGCUUUGGAGGCUAUCUUUUUGAUAGAGAUGUGUUGACAAUGUCCUUUGCUCCCAAAGAUGAACACGAAGCUCAGGUGCAGUUUGCUCUCGAAAGAGGCAUUCCUGCUAUUUCUGCUGUCAUGGGUACAAAGAGACUUCCCUUCCCUAGUAGAGUCUUUGAUGUUGUCCAUUGUGCACGCUGCAGAGUGCCAUGGCAUAUUGAAGGUGGGAAACUUUUAUUGGAGCUGAAUCGUUUGCUCCGCCCUGGUGGUUUCUUUGUGUGGUCUGCAACACCAGUUUACCGGAAAAAUCCAGAGGAUGCUGGGAUCUGGGAAGCGAUGAAGAAUCUUACCAAAUCAAUGUGCUGGGACUUGGUUUCAAUUACUAAGGACAAAGUUAAUAAAGUAGGGAUCGCUAUAUAUAGAAAGCCUACAUCUAAUGAUUGCUAUGAACAAAGAUCCCAAGGUGACCCUCCACUCUGCCAAGAAUCUGAUGAUCCUGAUGCAUCAUGGAAUGUGCCUUUACAAGCCUGCAUGCAUAGAGUGCCAACUGCUCCACUAGACCGGGGGUCUCAGUGGCCAGAGCUGUGGCCUAGUAGGUUGGCAAAAUCUCCAUAUUGGUUACAGAGUUCCCAGAUAGGGGUGUAUGGGAAACCAGCACCAGAGGAUUUUGAUGUUGAUUAUCAACACUGGAAGCGAGUGAUUUCCAAAACUUACCUGAACGGAAUGGGGAUUGACUGGUCUAUUGUGCGGAAUGUCAUGGACAUGCAUGCCAUCUAUGGAGGAUUUGCAGCAGCUCUGAAGGACUUGAAUGUGUGGGUUAUGAACAUUAUUUCUGUAGAUUCCCCCGACACACUUCCCAUCAUUUAUGAGAGGGGUCUUUUUGGAAUUUACCAUGACUGGUGUGAAUCGUUUAGCACAUACCCGAGAUCCUAUGAUCUUCUCCAUGCCGAUCAUCUCUUCUCCAAGAUUAAAGCAAAGUGUGGAUUACCAGCAUUGGUUGCAGAGGUGGAUAGGAUUCUGAGACCAGAAGGAAAACUCAUAGUUCGUGACAGUGUGGGGGUCAUAGGGGAGCUGCAAACCAUGUUGAAGUCGAUGCACUACGAGAUUCGGAUGAUGUAUUCGAGGGACAAGGAAGCGCUGCUUUGCGUCAAAAAGACAAUGUGGCGUCCGGAGGAAGUGGAGACAGUCCCUUAUGCUGUUGAGGGAAAUUAAGCAUGUAGCUGCUGCUGCACUUUAUUCAUUGGGUGUUUUUUCUUUUUUUUGUAUCUUUUCUUCAUUGAUCAUUUCUUUUUGGUAAUUAAUGUAUUGUUCUCAGUGUAUCAUUGUUAGGCCUUUAGGUUUGAGUGGGGUUGGGGUUAAAUAACAUUGUUUACCUGUUCUCCAGUUGUGUAGGGAAUAUUACAAGAAUCCAAAGUUGUAAUGAUUAGGCUAAAACAAUAAACUUCUAUCUGGAACAUAAUGAGAGUAAUUUCGACUUUUAGUUUCUUUAUUUGUGGUGUUUCUUUUUGGUUUUGCUAAUUUGAUUCUUGUACCGAAAUAAAAUUUACACUACGAU
This is a messenger RNA of Cuscuta campestris, 3089 nucleotides long. NCBI's taxonomy places the organism in Eukaryota, Viridiplantae, Streptophyta, Magnoliopsida, Solanales, Convolvulaceae. The record is from the annotation of a GenBank genome assembly.